Molecule: messenger RNA, 1821 nt
Organism: Alnus glutinosa
Lineage: Eukaryota; Viridiplantae; Streptophyta; Magnoliopsida; Fagales; Betulaceae
Product: F-box protein CPR1-like
Exons: 4
Coding region: 239-1438 (399 amino acids)
Molecular function (GO): protein binding
Source: RefSeq, a predicted model, not a curated record
AAACUUGACCUGAAUUUACAGGUAGAAAUAAAAAGCCCACUUAGGGUUAGAAAAUGGGCUUGCAAAACCCCUUCACAGAAAGACCACACUAGAAAGCCAUUUUCGUUUGGACAGCACUACCUCACACUAUCCAUUUGCGACGACAAAAGGCAAGAAUUUUCGCAAUUUCUAUAUUGAAUUUGAUACUUUCAAAUCUCAAAUUUACCCAUCUCCUCCGCCACCACAAUAAACUCCGUCCAUGUCGAUUCUCCCGCCGGAGAUAAUCACCGACAUACUUCUGCGAUUACCCGUCAAGACUCUAGUACGUUUACAAUGCGUUUCGAAGCGAUGGCACGCUCUAAUCAACCACUCAUUUUUCAUCAACAAUCAUCUCAAGCUCUCCAUCGCGGCCAACAGAGAACGCAAGCUCAUAGUCCUGGACAGUGAAGUAGAUCCGCCGCUGAAUUUCUUCUGGGUGGACUUUAACGACGACGACCGAUUCGGAGCCCUCGUGAACAUCCGCCAGCCACUGCGCCAUCCAAGAUAUAUCAACGACAUCCUGGGCUACUGCAACGGAGUGGUUUGCUUUGACAACUGUGACGGAGAUAUUUUGAUUUGGAACCCAUUAAUCAGACGGUACAAGAAGUUGCCGUUUGAGCCGAUUGAAAAACCUUCUGGUAUAACUGACUGUGAGUCUGGGACGCCUGAUUUGUCCUUCGGGCACGACCCGGAUAACGACGACUACAAAGUGGUGAGGGUUGUGCAGUUCCAUAGAAAUUUUGAUGAUAUAAGGGCCUUUGAAAUUAAGGUAUAUAGUCUGAGAAGGCGUUGUUGGAAGAAGGUUGAAGAGGAAUGGCCUAAAGAGUCCCGUUCUUAUUCGGACUCGGUGUCCUUAAACGGUGCUUUCCAUUGGUUGUUUGAUACUUUGAGUGGGACCCCGGACGACAUGGGCACCAUUCUGGCUUUCGAUCUAGCCACUGAGAAGUUCCGGGAGUUUACAAUUCCGGUUCUACCGGCGUACGAAGAUUUUAAUCUUGGUUUGGAGGUCUUGAAAGGAUGUUUAUGUGUUUGCGUGAAUGUCGGUGUGACACUCAACGAUUUUUGGGUGAUGAAAGAGUACGGGGUAUUCAGCUCAUGGGCUCGUCUUUACACCAUUGUGCAAGGGGCAGUACCUUGGACUUUUGAGUACUGUAAGCCUUUGGUGUAUUCCAAGGACGGCAAGAAGGUUCUGAUGGAGGAGGUUGCUGACGAUGAUACGUAUCACUUUUGGUAUGACAUAGAGGAGAGAAGGGGCAGGACGGUUCAGUUUUAUCCUAUGCCAAAAUUGUUUAAGACGGCCAUUUGUGUGGGAAGCCUUGUUCUUCUCGACGGUGAUAGCGUGAAUAAAAAUCCAGCGGAGGGCCUUAAUCUGCUGGUGGAAGCGAUGGAGGAAGUGAUACAUGAGGAACAAGCUCUUUGAUAUUAGAUUGCAAGGAAAACUGCUUUGGAGCCCGUUUUGGGAUGAGUUCAUGUCAAAGCAUAAAAUUGGCCCAAAGUGAUAAGUGUAAAUGGUACUUGAAGAAGCAUCCCAUCAAGAAGGAACCGUUUCAUUGUGGGAUUGUGAAGUGUUUAAGCAUCUGCUUCUUGGGAAAAUGGCUCUUUGAACCUUGACAGCUCCACUGGCAUGAGGAUUUUCACCAAACCAGAAUAUUUGCACAAUUCUGUAAGAUUCUCCUGAAUUUUACAAUUUUGGAUGUAAGAUUCUACUCACAUAUUUCAAUGUUAAAGGGUUCGAAGUUUAUCAGGGACUUUGUUUUACUGUAAAGGGCUUGCAAAUCGAAUGUUUUUUCAUUUUUCGUCGAU